AUGAUGAUGUUAGAGUCAAGAAGCAAUAUGAGAGGUUUAAAGUCAGUCCCAGAUCUGUCUCUUCAGAUCAGCCUUCCUAACUCUCACGCCCUGAAACCUCUACACGGCGGUGACCGAAGCUCAACCACAAGCAGUGAUUCCGGAAGCAGUCUCAGUGAGUUGAGCCAUGAGAACAACUUUUUCAACAAACCUCUCUUGAGCUUAGGUUUUGAUCAUCAUCGUCGUCAACAAAGGCACUCACACAUGUUCCAACCACAAAUCUACGGUCGAGAUUUCAAGAGAAGCUCAUCAUCAAUGGUUUGUCUUAAGCGAAGCAUUCGAGCUCCAAGAAUGAGAUGGACUUCUACUCUCCAUGCUCACUUUGUCCAUGCCGUUCAACUCCUUGGCGGCCAUGAAAGAGCAACGCCUAAAUCAGUGUUGGAGCUAAUGAAUGUGAAGGAUCUAACCCUAGCUCAUGUCAAGAGUCACUUGCAGAUGUAUAGAACAGUGAAAUGCACUGAUAAAGGAUCAUCAGGAGCAGGAAAGGUGGAGAAAGAGGCAGACCAGAGGAUAGAGGACAAUAAUAAUAAUAAUGAAGAAGGAACUGACACAAAUUCGCCAAACUCAUUAUCUGCGCAAAAGACCGAAAGAGCUUCUUGUUCAUCCACAAAGGGAGUAUCUAUGAGCAUAUCUACACAAGCAGAUCCUCACUUGGGAGCAACUCGUCAUACCAAGGAUGAUGGGGAGAAAAAGGACAUCAACGCUCAUCUCAAUUUGGAAUUCACAUUGGGCCGGCCAAGUUGGGGAAUAGUGGACUAUGCGGAACCCUCCAGAGAUCUAACCCUUCUUAAAUGCUAAUCGUUUAUCUAGGAGAACUACAAGAAAUA
This is a messenger RNA of Eutrema salsugineum, 866 nucleotides long. Its product is annotated as probable transcription factor KAN4. NCBI's taxonomy places the organism in Eukaryota, Viridiplantae, Streptophyta, Magnoliopsida, Brassicales, Brassicaceae. Gene Ontology annotation, molecular function: transcription cis-regulatory region binding. Gene Ontology annotation, biological process: regulation of DNA-templated transcription; abaxial cell fate specification. Bases 1 to 837 code for a protein of 278 amino acids. The transcript has 6 exons. The record is from RefSeq and is a predicted model, not a curated record. Gene Ontology annotation, cellular component: nucleus.